Cephus cinctus (wheat stem sawfly) is the source of this 3680-nucleotide messenger RNA. RefSeq names its product partitioning defective 3 homolog. Gene Ontology annotation, molecular function: phosphatidylinositol binding; protein binding. The coding region runs from base 524 to 3412 and encodes 962 amino acids. Gene Ontology annotation, cellular component: apical junction complex; adherens junction; cell cortex. The record is from RefSeq and is a predicted model, not a curated record. The transcript has a single exon. Lineage: Eukaryota; Metazoa; Arthropoda; Insecta; Hymenoptera; Cephidae. Gene Ontology annotation, biological process: intracellular protein localization; cell adhesion; establishment of cell polarity.
UGCGGUCGCUUUUUUGCUGGUCGCGGUGGUUGUGUCGGCCAUAAGGGUCCAUUUCCAAUGUUCCGCUGGUGCGAAACGAGGAAACACGAAACGUCGUAAUGGCGAGUGCGUCCGUCGUCACAUAUUUGAUAUCGCGAUAAAUUUGGGCGUUCGUGCUCGCAGUAACCAUCGUCCUGGUGUAGCGUGCGCGUCGCGGUAGUUUCUUGGACUCCUGGUGCGUCGUGCGACAUGCUAAAUGUGCGUGAUUAAGCGCCGCGAAGAUUCGGAGCUGCGGGUGCACUGUGUCAGUGAUUCACUUCUUGGACAUGGGAGUGAACAAUACAAAUAAUAGAUGAUAAUAGGGACCCUUGAGUAUACGCCAGCAGCUCGUCAAGGUCCUGUAGUUUAUAUAGAGCACCCUGGAGAAGGGGUUGGAUUUAAGAGUGACUAGGACGCAUCGUCUGGACGAAUAAUAAAUAUACAUCUAGAGCAUACAUAUAUACACAUUCCUGUGGCAUCUGUAGAAUAUGAAAUCUGUUCGAUUAUGAAGGUAACCGUGUGCUUCGAUAACGUCAGGGUAGUGGUUCCCUGUGGAGAUGGAACCCUUCUUGUUAAGGACUUGAUGCACGAGGCUAUUUUACGAUACAAGAAAGCCACUGGCAAGAGUGACACCACUCUUGUUAUUAACAGUUUGUCUUCACUGACUGGUGGGGGUUUGUUGGAUCCUGACGACAGACUAUGCGAUGUAGCUGAUGAUAGGGAACAGAUUGUUGCUCAUUUUGUGAGCAAUGACGUUUCCCAUGCCGGUGGUGAUGGGGCAAGCUCUGUUGGAACUAAUAGUCCAGAUUUCUUUCAUGCUGAGAAUAAGGAGCAGCACUACAAUGUUGAUACACAGAAUGCCAUUCCUAUCAGUCAUAUUAAGAGAGAGAGCACCAAAAGGCUGUCCAUGCAUGCAUUGUCCAGUAGGGAACCAUGUCUCGCCACUUAUUCUGCACAGUCUCUUCCAAGGGAAUCUAGACGCAAGGAACCUUUGGGACAGGAUGCCAAGGCUCAAUAUGAUUUUUCUAAUUCCAAGGCUGAUUCAAGUGAUCAAGGAGACAUAAGAGAAAUUGUUAUUAAGAAUGAAGCUGGUCCUUUGGGGCUACACGUUGUGCCGUGCUAUGAUUUACUGGGUAAUGAUCAAGGGCUCAGAGUUGAAGGAAUCGAGCCUAAUGGCAGGAUUGCCAAAGAUGGUCAGAUUGAUCUUCAUGAUAAGAUCAUCAAAAUAAAUGGACAUAAUUUGCUACAUAUACCUUUUUCAAAAGUCCAGGAGAUAUUCAGGACUUGCAUGAGCGAGCCAUGCUUGCGGAUAUCAGUACUUAAGCACAAGAAGACACGCAGCGAGCGUUUAUCCAAACAUUCCUUAAAAAGUAUUGCUAAUGUCAGUAGUGGUGAGAAGGGUGAAGCGGAUGAAAAUAUUAAGAAGCUACAGUGUAGUAAUUACAAUCUAUUGCAAACAGCGAAUACCAGAAAAAUUGGAAGAAGAAUUGAAAUAGAACUGACAAAGGGAACCAAUGGAUUAGGCUUCAGUGUUACCACUAGAGAUAAUCCAGCAGGAGGUCACUGUCCAAUUUAUAUAAAAAACAUUCUGCCAAAAGGCGCUGCUGUAGAAGACGGUCGCUUAAGGCCCGGGGACAGACUGCUUGAAGUGAAUAAAAUGGAGAUGACUGGGAAAAGUCAAGCUGAAGUAGUCUCAUUGCUUAGAAGCAUUUCACCAGGUGGUAAAGUAAGGAUGGUCGUGUCCCGUCAAGAAGAGGUGCCUUCAAACACAUCAGACUCACACAUCACAGUACCAUGUAACACACAAGACUCAUCAGAGAACUUAAGAUAUUGGAGUGGUUCGCAUCGAUCACCAACAAAAAAGAGUACUGAAGCUCUAGAGAAGAUCGACAACCACUCUUAUGAAAAAGGCAGCUUUAAGUCCGUCAAGUCUUCAGAGGAUAUAGUACUAUCACCAAGAAAGAAUCGCAUGAUUCUAACCUUAGAUAUACCGGUGCAUGACUCUGAGAAGGCUGGUCUGGGGGUUAGUGUAAAAGGUAAAACAAGUACCACCGAUGACAACACCAAUAUGGAUUUGGGUAUAUUUAUAAAGAGUGUUCUUCAUGGCGGGGCAGCUUCAAGGGAUGGUCGUCUCAGAACCAACGAUCAACUUCUCAAUGUCAAUGGUGUGUCCUUAUUAGGAUUGUCAAAUUCUGAUGCAAUGGAAACACUAAGACGUGCUAUGCUCAAUACAAAUAGCUCUGUCACCGGUGUCAUAACUCUGACAAUAGCCAGAAGAGUUUCAUCCUAUGACAGCUGCGACAAGAGUUUUGUCGACAAUGUGCCUUCCCACUGCAAGCUCGAGUCAGCAAACAGUGUAUACAUAUCAGACUGUACAAAACAGAGUGAGGGUCGUGUCAAGGAGAAGAACAACCUGAACUCACAAACUGAUAUUCUGGACAACGGGUCUCUGCUCUCUUCAGCAAGCGCAUCCCCGUGGAACCCAGUAAUAGACAGACUAACAGAACAGUACAAUAAGAAUAGCCUACGAAAUGAAAGUUACUGUCUAGCCACGAACAAGACCUGGCUGGAGCCAGUGAGAAGCAUCAAGAAACUAAGUCUAGGUCAGAACGACGACCACCUGGACUCCGUAUUCCUGGAGGAGUCCUCGAGUAACGAAAAGACUCAGAAUAGCGACACCAAGAAAAGUUCCGAAGACAAAGACAGCCAGUACUCCGGGGAUCCCACCUAUGACAGCCAACUAUCCCUGGAGGAGUUCAGCCCGUCCGCCAACAAGUUCUCACGCGAUGCCCUGGGUCGACAGAGCAUGUCCGAGAAACGUCACGCCGCCCUGGACGCCAAGAACACAGACACCUAUAAGAGGAAUAAGAAGCUGAGAGAAGGCAGGGAGAACAAAAGUACUGAACAGGCAGCUCAAAGUCAAGACGUCGAAGAUCCUGCGAAACAUGGCAGCAGCAAAACCGAGACCAACGACAAACAAGGAGCCAAGGUGCCUUCCGGAGAGAGUAGCUCCUUCGAGAACACCAGGAAGAUCUUCGAGAAGAAGUCCGUGGACCCUGCUCAAUCCGAAUACGUCUACACCAUUCCAGGAUGUAACAACAAGUACAUAUCACCCAGGAAGCACUGGCUCGUAGAUGACGUUCACGGCGACAUAUCCAGCAGCAAUCAUUUCCGAGAGGAACGCGAUGGCUUCUCAAAUACACGUGGUGACGUGAAACAGGCUUCACUGAAUUCCGCCUUGGAUGACCGGUACAAGCGUUCCCGAAAGAAGGGUGGCAUCCGCUCCAUGCUGAGACUCGGAAAGAACCGGAAGUCACUGAAUUUCGGUGACAAUAUCGAGGCGCGCCAUGAGUCGAAUAAUUAUUGUAGUGGAACGAUCAAUUACAUUGCAUAAUAAGAAACCUGGACUUUAGUAGAGUAGGGAUGACGUUCAGCAUACAAAUAAAUUCUAUGCAUACAUAUUUAUAUAGAUAUACGAUUAGGUAUAUGUAUAUUUAUAUGUAGGAGCUGUUCCAAAGUGCCUUAUAUCCGCAAGAGAAGUAAUAACUAUAAACAAUUCUGUAUAUAUAAUUUUGUACUUGUCCUUUUUAUCCAGUGCCGACUACUUAUGUAUUUACUCGAUAAUAAAUCUUGCACGAAUUGCAAUUCACGUAUAGCCGUAA